AAUAAAAUUAUGAUUUUGUUUUUGUUCAUGUCUUUAUGUAGUCACGAGGCUCAAGGUUGAAUGUGAGAUUGAAAGACCUAAUGGAUCAAAAGACAAGCUUACUGAAGCAUUGGAAAUAGCAAACUCAGCUUUGUCUAUUGCUCAGUCUUUCCUACCAUCAGAAAGUUUAGAGAUUUUCUAUUGUACGUGAAUUGAUUGUUAAUAUGUUUUGUGUACUGCUGAAGUUAUUUUCCGGUUUGUUUUUAAUUCUGGUUAUUGUAGGGAAAUGGCAAAUUGCUAAAUGUAACAGUAAAUUAGGAAACAUGGAAACGUGCAUUGAACAACUGAAAGAGAUGAGGAAAGUUGAAGAGGCAAAUAUGUCUGAUUCAUGUACCAAACUAUGUAGAGUAAUACGAGAAUUAGGAAGCAUACAUUUGGAGAGAGGUGAUUUAUGUGAAGCUCUGACGUGUUGCAAGGAAGUAUUAGAGCUGUACCAGCAGGAGGACACUUCUUAUCAUGUGAACAUUGCUGAUACUCUCAUGUUGAUUGGUACUAUAUAUUAUAAGAUGGGCAACAUCACUGAUGCUGUAAAGCAUUUAGAGCAGUCUAUAGAAAUUAGAGAACAGAAGCAGUUAUCACUUUGUCGUCAAGCUGGUCAAUGUUAUGUAUUUCUUGGAAUUUGUCAUAUACGGACAGUAGAAAGACAGACAACAUUUGAACAAAAACUACAAGGAAUUUAUCAAGCACGAGAGGCAUUUACUAAAUCUCUCAACAUACUGUUAUUUUAUCCAAAUUGUGAUCAAGAAAUAUUGGAAGUGUUGAGGCAUCUUACUGCUUUAUAUGACAUGAAAAUUGCUGAGGAGACUAUAGAUGAGAAGGCCACUAUGCUAAAACUAAUAGCAAGGAAAGCAUAUACUUGGAGAGAUUAUGCCAGAGCUAAAGAUUUGUUCUACAUGCAAAUGAAAGUUGAAGCUGCUACAAUGGUUUUACAGCCAGUACAAAAAGCUAUUGCACUGCACAACAUCGGUUUGUGUCAGCUACGUCUCUCACAGUUGGAUGAAGCUGAGGAAACAUUUACUGAAUCACUGAGAAUUGCUCAAUCUCUGAGACCAGAAGAGCAUCAAGGUUUACAGAUUUCAUCCAUCAAAAAUCUGCUUGGACUAGUUCGGAUGCUGAAGUACUUUAGAACAUUAGAUUAAGACAAUAAUGAUUUACAUUUUAUCUCAAA
Corticium candelabrum is the source of this 1207-nucleotide messenger RNA. Its product is annotated as tetratricopeptide repeat protein 28-like. NCBI's taxonomy places the organism in Eukaryota, Metazoa, Porifera, Homoscleromorpha, Homosclerophorida, Plakinidae. The transcript has 9 exons. Bases 204 to 1178 code for a protein of 324 amino acids. The record is from RefSeq and is a predicted model, not a curated record. Gene Ontology annotation, molecular function: protein binding.